GGAAGUUAUAUUUAUGUUUUCCAUAGAUGCAUGUGAAUCUUCCGAUAGCACUAGAAACUCAAAUGUCUAAAGUUGAGGCAUGGUUUAGUAAGGAAGCUGGAAUAAGUAUAUAUACACAAUACACCUCGACCGGUGGCAUCAUAAACACACAAAGAAGUACGUCAUAAUCCCUGCCAAGGAAACUUAAAUUCAAAAUGAAGCUUUGUUGUAGGAAACUCAUUUCUCCUGCAAGAUUUAUUUUACAAAGUAUUCAAAGUCGAAAUUCUCAUGUUAAUAGAGAAGAUUUCAUCCCACCAAAUUUGGUGAUGGCUAAAGUUAAUCCACUUCUACACAACGUAACCAUUCAAGAAGUUCCGAAGAUAUCAGAUAAAAUUCCUGUUUUUCGUCACUGUGUUGAGAAAUUGCCAAAGAAUAAAAAUGCUAUUUCUGUGUGGCUGGACAACCUGCUUCACGCCAGACCACAAUAUAAUUCUGUUGUUCAACUACAUCCAGUUCUAUUUGAUACACAUCCUCGAAUGGAUAUCUUGCAUUCAGUGGUUCGAUGGCAGCAGGAAUACAGAGAGGUUGACUAUUCAUGGUCCCGUACAAGAGCAGAAAUUGGACGAGGUAAAAAGAAGCCAUGGCCACAAAAAGGAACUGGAAGGGCAAGACAUGGAAGUAGCAAUUCACCACUUUGGGUAAAAGGUGGUAUUAGUCAAGGACCUAGAGGACCAAGGGCUUCAUUUUAUGAACUAAAUCCAAAUACGUUACUAGAUGGCUUAUUAAUUGCUUUAUCAAUCAAACACAUUCAAAAUGAUUUGAUCAUCAUUGAAUCAGCUCAAAUUUCACAGGAUAUGCCCGACUUUGAUGAAUAUUUAGAAAAUCGAAAUUUAUCUGAGGCUUCAAUGUUGCUCGUCCAUGCUGAGAAUGAAAAUAUUUCUUAUCUUGAACACUUAGCUGAAGAUUCUAAACUUUUAAAUAUAAUGCCUUUGUAUGGUUUAAAUGUUUGCAGUAUUUUAAAACAUGACAAACUUGUCCUAUCCAGAUGCAUACUAGAUGAACUUGAGCACAAGGUACUGUGGCAUAAAACACGUUAUCCUUGGCUUGGGUCUCCACAUAACUUUUAUAUUGACAUGCCUGGACAAGAUAAUAAACAAAGUGUUGAUACUAAUACUUCAGAGCCUAUAGGCGAGACGGGUCAUAUGUGAUUGCCAUAAUUUAAUUUAAAGCGAAAAAUACAAGUUCAUCCGCUUAA
Molecule: messenger RNA, 1234 nt
Organism: Ciona intestinalis (vase tunicate)
Lineage: Eukaryota; Metazoa; Chordata; Ascidiacea; Phlebobranchia; Cionidae
Source: RefSeq, a predicted model, not a curated record